Molecule: messenger RNA, 210 nt
Organism: Epithele typhae
Lineage: Eukaryota; Fungi; Basidiomycota; Agaricomycetes; Polyporales; Epitheliaceae
Exons: 4
Coding region: 1-210 (69 amino acids)
Biological process (GO): positive regulation of transcription by RNA polymerase II
Cellular component (GO): nucleus
Molecular function (GO): DNA-binding transcription factor activity, RNA polymerase II-specific; zinc ion binding
Source: RefSeq, a predicted model, not a curated record
AUGGACCACAGCUACCAGCAGUUCUCCCUCAACGGUCGCAAUGACGACUCCGACGGGGAGAACUAUACUCCCCGUACCCCGCGCCGCACGCCGAUGGCGUGUACCUUCUGCCGUGGCCGUAAGCUCAAGUGCGAUGGACGUCCCAUCUGCGCGAACUGCAACCGCCGCGGGCUCGCAUGCGCUUACGUUCCUGUCGCGGCGCAGAAGUGA